ACUUUUCUUUAUCUCGAUCCUCUUUGACUCUCUCUCUCAUCUCUUUAGUUUAUCCACGAACGAAGAAAACCUAAAAGAAGAAGAAAAGGAAAAUCUCGAAAGAGAAGCCAUGGCAGGAGUUGGACCGAUGACCCAAGAUUGGGAACCAGUUGUGAUCCGUAAGAAAGCUCCUAACUCUGCCGCUAAGCGCGACGAGAAGACUGUCAACGCUGCUCGUCGUAGCGGCGCCGAUAUCGAGACCGUUCGCAAAUUCAAUGCUGGAUCCAACAAGGCUGCAUCAAGCGGCACCUCCUUGAACACGAAGAGGCUUGAUGAUGACACUGAGAACUUAUCUCAUGACCGUGUGCCUACUGAGUUGAAGAAAGCCAUCAUGCACGCCAGAGGGGAGAAGAAGCUGACUCAAUCCCAACUCGCCCAACUGAUCAAUGAGAAGCCACAAGUGAUCCAAGAAUACGAGUCAGGGAAAGCAAUCCCGAAUCAACAGAUCCUUUCUAAGCUGGAGAGAGCACUUGGUGCUAAACUCCGUGGAAAGAAGUAAGAACAAAUCUCUUAAGGUGAAAAAAACUAAUCGCAGUUUCUCCCUCCAGUUCAGAUGCAUUACAUAUGCUAUGAAAAGUGAAAACUAUAUGGUUGGUUUUAAUGGCAUAGUAGUGAUGUGUUGCGAGAAAUCUUUUAUGAUGUGAGAAUAACAAAGCUGUUUGGAACUUUAUGUCAUUAUAAAUAAUCUGUUUUCUUUCGUUUCGUCAUGUCUCGUAAACCCCAUGUUCCACUUUUGGAAAAAGUUCAAGGUUGAAAUU
Camelina sativa (false flax) is the source of this 797-nucleotide messenger RNA. RefSeq names its product multiprotein-bridging factor 1b. Gene Ontology annotation, molecular function: DNA binding. The record is from RefSeq and is a predicted model, not a curated record. NCBI's taxonomy places the organism in Eukaryota, Viridiplantae, Streptophyta, Magnoliopsida, Brassicales, Brassicaceae. Gene Ontology annotation, cellular component: nucleus.